Messenger RNA from Notothenia coriiceps (black rockcod), 2233 nucleotides. RefSeq names its product tubulin tyrosine ligase-like family, member 12 (gene ttll12). The record is from RefSeq and is a predicted model, not a curated record. The transcript has 12 exons. The coding region runs from base 51 to 1754 and encodes 567 amino acids. Lineage: Eukaryota; Metazoa; Chordata; Actinopteri; Perciformes; Nototheniidae. Gene Ontology annotation, biological process: protein modification process. Gene Ontology annotation, cellular component: cytoplasm.
UCCGGGUUUGCUCCAUCCAACUCCACGUGAGUUCUAUCUGCUCGAGACAAAUGACAACAAACACUUUAAUUAUGAAUGGAAACGAGGACGAGGACGAGGACUUCAGAGACUUUGUGGCCCUUCAUGCCGGGGCCCUGCAGUCCUCCGGAAUCCCUCUUAUCUACUGGAGGAGCCUGCAUGACAAAAUCACCAACGAGAUUUAUGAUGCUGGGGAAGUUUUUGGCAUCAUGCAGCUCCAACAACACAAGGAGGAAGAGGAGGAGAAUGAAGAGAAUGAGAAGAAGAGGGUCAACCCAGGAACAGGGAUGAGCUGUAAAGUGGUUGUGACCCGGGACAGUGGGCUGCAGGUCUCUGAGCCGACCAGUGUGUUCCUGGUGGAUCACGCCUGGACGUACCGCGUGGAACAGUGCCGUCAGCAGCUGGAGCAGAUCCCCGGCCUGCUGCCCAGAAUGGCCGCCCUCAUGGGGGUGGACUUCCACGGCGAGGCCCCUGACCCAGACACAGUGGAGCUGGUGAUGGAGGACAUGUGGAAGUACAACCAGACUUAUAACCUCUCCGAGGGGUCUCCGGAGGACAAAGUCCCAGUGUGGUACAUCAUGGAUGAGUUUGGCUCCCGGGUGCAGCACUCAGACCAGCCCAGCUGCCGCAUGGCCCCCUUCUUCUACAUGCAGGGGGGGCUCGCCUACACUCUGCUCUGGCCUCUGCAUGACCUGCAGGAAGGAGGUGAACACAAGGACUAUAAAACAAGAAAGCCUCAGCCUGUAAGGGUUUACUCCGACCUGUCCCAAGUAACAAACAACCUGACACACCAGCGGUUCCAGCUCACUGAGGACAAGGAGGAGGCGGACAUCAUUUGGGGAUAUACUCACAUCAAAGACUACAGGAAGCUGAGCGAGGAACGACCUCAUGUGAUGCUGAACCAGUUUCCCUGUGAGAGCAUCAUCACGGUGAAGGACUGCAUGGCUGCCGUGGCUCGAAGGGCAAAAUGCGGCCAACAACCUGAUUGGCUCCCAGAGACCUUUAACCUCCACUCAGAGCUGCCGCAAUUCAUCAAGCAUUAUAAACAGAGACAUCAGAGGGGGAAGGAUAAUCAUUGGAUCUGUAAGCCCUGGAAUUUGGCCCGUGGACUGGACAUGCACAUCACCAACAACCUGGACUACAUUAUCAGACAAAGAGAGAGUACACCAAAGGUGGUGUGUAAGUACAUUGAAGACCCAGUGCUGUUCAACAGAGAGGAGGUGGGAAUGGUGAAGUUUGACAUUCGCUACAUGCUGAUGUUGCACUCUGUGCAGCCUCUGCGUCUCUACGCCUACAACGUCUUCUGGUUGCGCUUUGCUAAUAGCAGUAUUGGGAGCAGGGGUGGAGACCUCACACCUGGUGCUAAUCACUCCCUCAAGGGAGACAAAGCACACAGAGUUGCUCAGUUGUGUGAGGAGCCAUGGAGGGAGCAGGAGGCUCCCAGUGCUGAGGUGUUUAAAGCGUUCAGGGAGUUCUUCGAGGCAGCCUCGUCUCGACCGCCUCCGUACGGUAUUUGUUCCUACCCGCCAUCCCGGGCCAUCUAUGCCGUAGACCUCAUGCUGAAGUGGAGUACGGGGGAAAAAGGCGAGCGCGUCAUGCAGCCUCAGAUCCUGGAGUUUAACUUCAGCCCCGACUGUGCCAGGGCCUGCCUCUACCACCCCGACUUCUACAACCACAUGUUCCAGACUCUGUUCCUGGAUCAGCCCGAGCAAUGCCCGGUCACACAAAUCGCAUGAUCUACUGUACGCUGUAUUUUUUUUUUUAUACAGCGUCACAUUCACUUCGUUUUGUGUCAGUCUAAAACUGAUUUACCAUCUGAACCGACAAGGUUCUCUAAACGCUGGGUGUAACAAACGCAGUGAUUACAAAUGAAUGUACAAAUUACAAAAAAAUUAAACUUUUGGAUAAACUAGGAUUUUAUUGUAGUGGCAAUAAAGAUUGGAUAUUUAAUAAAUGUUUGCACGGAAAAAUAUUCAAACAUUACAGAGUCACAUGUUCACGGCAAUAGUGUGCAAGGUCUGAACAAAAGAUGUGUGUGCUGUGUCUGGUUAACGUGGAGCCGUUGAAACACCUGCGACCUUGAGAAUGAUAACCCAGUCCAAAAAACAACUCCCUAUCUAGUUAUACAAAGCUACACAGUAAGUGGUCAAUUAAAACAUAUUUUUGUAUUAUUUAGUAAAAAUGAAAGCACACACCUAUAAUUCAGGAUGUCUCC